AUGCUGUUCCUGCUCCUGCUCCUGCUCCCCUUCAGGGAGCUUUGCUGCCCUGGGGAGAGCACAGCGGCUCCCCAACCUCUAGGAUCCCAUCAUCCAGCAGCAGAAGAGCCCCUCUCCUUCCGCAUGCUCCAGAUUUCCUCCUUUGCCAACCACAGCUGGGUGAACACUCAGGGUUCAGGCUGGCUGGGCGAACUGCAAACUCACUCCUGGGAUAAUAUUGUGCGAACCAUCCGCUUUCUGCGUCCCUGGUCCAAGGGAGACUUCAGCAAGCAGGAGUUGAAGAACUUACAGGCUCUGUUGCAGUUGUACUUGCGUGGUUUUGCCAAGGAAGUGCAGACCUUUGUCAAUCAAUUUCAAUUUGAAUACCCCUUUGAGGUUCAGAUAUCAGCCGGCUGUAAAAUGCAAGCUGGGAAGGCCUCAGAAUUCUUCAUAAAUGGGGCAUAUCAAGGAUCAGAUUUCCUCAGUUUCCAAGGAAGUUUCUGGGUGCCAUCUCCAGCAGCAGGGAGUCGGGCCCAGAAUGUCUGCAAGGUGCUCAAUCACUACCGAGAUAUUAAAGAAAUAGUCCAGAGCAUGUUUGGUCACACCUGCCCUCGAUUUCUGGCAGGCCUCCUUGUAGCCGGAAAGUCAGAACUGGAAAGACAAGUGAAGCCAGAGGCGUGGGUGUCCAGUGGCCCCAAUCCCAGGCCUGGCCAUCUGCUGCUGGUGUGCCACGUCUCAGGAUUCUACCCAAAGCCUGUGUGGGUGAGGUGGAUGCGGGGUGAGCAGGAGCAGGUGGGCACUCAGCACAGUGAUCUCCUGCCCAAUGCUGACGGGACAUGGUAUCUCCGAGCGACCCUGGAUGUGGCGGCAGGGGAGGCGGCUGGCCUGUCUUGUCGAGUGAAGCACAGCAGUCUCAGGGGCCAUGACAUAAUCAUCCACUGGGGUGGAUACUCCAUCCUCUUGAUAUUGAUCUGUUUGACGAUCGUAGUUACCCUGGUCAUGCUGGUUGUAGUUGACUCAUCUUUUAAAAAACAAUGCUCAAAUUGGAACUUUAUCUCUCCCCAUGUUUCCAGUGCUGCCUUUCCAAUGGGCGCCAACACCCAGGACACCAGGAGUUCAGGACGUCAGCUCUGCUUGGCACAAGAAUUGUGGAUCAUAAAUAGAUUCUUGAAGAAGUGGAAAACAAGCCUAAAGCAAAUCUGGUGA
Propithecus coquereli (Coquerel's sifaka) is the source of this 1185-nucleotide messenger RNA. RefSeq names its product CD1e molecule (gene CD1E). Gene Ontology annotation, biological process: immune response; antigen processing and presentation, endogenous lipid antigen via MHC class Ib; positive regulation of T cell mediated cytotoxicity. The coding region runs from base 1 to 1185 and encodes 394 amino acids. The record is from RefSeq and is a predicted model, not a curated record. NCBI's taxonomy places the organism in Eukaryota, Metazoa, Chordata, Mammalia, Primates, Indriidae. Gene Ontology annotation, cellular component: external side of plasma membrane. The transcript has 6 exons. Gene Ontology annotation, molecular function: lipopeptide binding; exogenous lipid antigen binding; endogenous lipid antigen binding.